Rhincodon typus (whale shark) is the source of this 3668-nucleotide messenger RNA. It is a transcript of the gene ccn4b, whose product is annotated as cellular communication network factor 4b. Gene Ontology annotation, biological process: signal transduction; cell adhesion. The record is from RefSeq and is a predicted model, not a curated record. Gene Ontology annotation, cellular component: extracellular region; extracellular matrix. NCBI's taxonomy places the organism in Eukaryota, Metazoa, Chordata, Chondrichthyes, Orectolobiformes, Rhincodontidae. The transcript has 6 exons. Gene Ontology annotation, molecular function: integrin binding; heparin binding. Bases 1 to 1107 code for a protein of 368 amino acids.
AUGGUGCGAGGCACUGCAGUGAAUUUAUCAGCAUUCAUUUUUAGGGUCACCAGAGGAAGUUUGCAGGGUCUCACCCAGAAAUCCAAGGCAGCUUCAGAGGAGAGUGUGAACUCAACAGAAUUCGUCCACCCGUAUAACCGCACCCAGUACUGUCACUGGCCUUGCCAGUGUCCGAAGCGCACGCCUAGGUGUCCACCCGGAGUUAGCUUGGUAAUGGAUGGCUGUGAAUGUUGUAAGGCAUGUGCCAAGCAGCUGGGAGAGAACUGCACAGAGGCAGACACCUGCGAUUACCACAAAGGGCUGUACUGUGACUAUAGUCGGGAUGCCCCUAAGUAUGAAGUAGGAUUGUGCGCGUAUGUGGUUGGAGUAGGAUGCGAGCUCAACGGGGUCAUGUAUUCCAAUGGCCAAAGCUUUCAACCCAACUGCAAGUACAAAUGUACAUGUGUAAACGGUGCAAUUGGUUGUAUCCCUGUGUGCCGGCAGUCCCGACCUCCACUUGUCUGGUGUCAGAAUCCCAAGCGUGUUAAAAUGCCAGGAAAAUGCUGUGAACAGUGGUUCUGCGAUGAAUCAAAGAAGCUAAAGAAGACUGCCCCUCGUCAUGUGUCCCUGUCAGCUUACACAGGUGAGUCAGAAGUGUGGCGCCGUAAUUGCUUAGUGCAAACUACACCCUGGACUGCCUGCUCGGCAUCUUGCGGAAUGGGAAUAUCUACAAGGAUUUCAAACGAAAACGACCAGUGCAAACUAGCAAAAGAAAGGCGCCUUUGCUAUUUACGUCCCUGCAAUGUUAACAUUACGCAACAUAUCAAGGAAGGGAAGACAUGCUUGAGUGUUCUCAAGCAAGCAGAACCAAAGAACUUCACAUUGUCUGGCUGUGUGAGCCGUCGCACCUACCGGCCAAAGUAUUGUGGUGUCUGCAAAGAUGACCGAUGCUGUACUCCCCUCAAGUCAAAGACCAUUGAGGUGAAUUUUGACUGUCCCGAUGGCCUGAGCUUCUCCAAGAAUCUGAUGUGGAUAAACUCCUGUUUUUGCAACUUGAGGUGCAAGAAUCCGAACGACAUUUUUGCAGACCUGUCAUACUAUCUUGACUACUCUGAAAUCUCAAAUUAACUCAAAUUGAAAUGUAUGUUUUUCCAUUGACUGAUGAUAAAAGAGAUGGGAAGAUACAUAUAUGUGUUUUCACCUUGUGGUAACGAUGGCAAUCUCAUGCCUGUUUUCAGUGAGUUAGUUGCCUGAAAAUUACAAGUUCCCAAUCUGUGCUCAAAGAAAUUAGUUUGUUUUGUAGAAAAUUAUAAAUUUAUUUCAUUUAUGAAAAUGUCCAACAGGAAUUAUUAGGAAAAUAUUAUUUACUGUGAUGUCACUUUAAUAGUUAGAUCAACAUCCAGAUUGUAAAGGUUGCAUUGCAAGCCAGCCAUUUGUCUGAAAAGAAAAGUGCAUUCCACUAAAUAACCCUAUUAUUAAUUAAAUUAUUGUUACUGGUUUCUUAAAACCACUUUCCCAAUUUUUAUCAAUUGGUAGGAAUCUUACUUCUGAGUUCCAAAGCUGUCGGUAGAAGGUAGUUGAAAGCUAUUUUAGGGGAAAGUUCCAUACAUUGCUGAGAGAGGUCAACAUUAAUCUGCUGAAAGUUUAACCUGUGGUCUUGACUUUCAGUUCAAGUAAAAAUAUUAUUAACAGCCAAUGAUGUUAGCUAUAGUUUAGCAGUAACACUUUCAAGAGACUGUAUGGCCUAUUCCUGCUUUUGUUUCUUAUGUUCUUAUACUGAGAUCAAUUAAUUUAGCACACAUCUAUGGUCUUAAAAUUCAAGAAUAUAGUAAAAUAUAUUUAACAAUCAAAUUUGUUUUUGGCUGUGAUGCCCUGUGGGAUGUUUUAUUCCCAGAAUUUAAGAACUUUUGCUGUUGGUGAGGAUUGUUCCUUGCUCAGCUGAAGGAGGUUUGAAACUUAGCCCCGGGGAAUAGAUCAGAAUUGUACAAAGCAAAAUUCAAGCAUUUCUAACUGUCAUUCAGGCCUUCACAGCACAGUGCCUCCGUACAUUUCCCAUGGAAUGGUCACAGCCUUAAAAGAAAGCCAUUCAGUCCCUCCUUACCAUGUUAGCUAUCUGCAAGAGCAGCUCAGCUAGUUCCACUCACCCACCCCGCCAUCUUUUCCACACAGGGAAAUUUAUUCAAAAUAAAUGGCAAGUGCACAGGAUUGAAACACUCCCCAAACCAAAUCUAUUGUGCAUUACUGUAGCAAUGUGCCCAGAUGAAAUCAACCUCAUUUGAGUCUAAAAGUGGCAAAAAAAAACCUCUUACUCACACAACACUUUGAACUGAGGUUCACAGCUUGUGAGUUAGUUAGCAGUUCAAAUGGAAGGUCACUGGAGAACUGAUUGGCCCCAUUUCGUUCCACAGAUUCUGCCUGACCUGAAAUUUUCCAGCAUUAUUUUUCUUGUUUCAGAUCCUAGCACCCACCAUAUUUUGCUUUUAUUUAAAUUACUAGAAAGUAUUGUGGUGAUUUGGUCACAGGUCUAACAGUACGACAUCAGGCACUUAUAAAAUCAAAAGGGUUAAAAAAAAGGAUUAAAGUUGUCUGUCUACCCCAUGAACUUUGACUAUGAGUAAAAAUAAAAAUGUGUUGGAAAGAUUUCCAGACAGCUGCAGAUGUCAGGAGAUCUUAUCACCUAUUAAUGAGCAUGAUCAGAUUUAGAAAAGAGCUGUCAGACCUUCAUUUACCGGCCUCUGCAGAGAUACGUUUUGCAAUGUACUCAUCUCACAAAUUCUUCUUGCUUGAAAAUGACAACCAAUUUGCAAAGUCAAGUUAUUUAACUAGUUGCUAAAAUGCCAUCACAGUGCUUUUUUUUGUCCCUAAUCGAACCCCAGGAUCAAAUAACAUAAACUGAAAUGGAUGCAAUUAAGACUGACAGGACUUACCUUAGACUUAAGAUGGUGAUUCCUCUGUUUGAAAAAUGAUGUUAUUUCACUAACAAAGGUGCUAUAAGAUUUAUGACUUUCGAGCUUAAGCUACAGUUAGGUACUGAUCACUUUGAAAGCAGAAGGUCAUUCUGUGGAAAAAAUAUUUUAAACCCAGUCACAUCCUGGUGGAUUUUUGGAGAUGUUGGAGACAAUAAAACAGCAAUUGCUAAGGACAUAAAAAGUAUGUGGAUAAACAAAGAGACUUUUUGAUGCAGUCACUUUAAUAAUUUUGAUUUUCGUCCAAACAAUCCAUAUUGAGAUGAUAAAAGUCUAACCAUUAACAUGAAAUGUGCCUUCCUGACGCCUCACCUCACAACAUUGUAAUAUUGUUAUCAGAUAUUUUGAUUGAGUUUUGCAGUGGAAAUGCCACAUUCAAACUUGAGCCAUGAUUCUCAUCCGUCAUUCCCUGGUAAAAGAUGACAAACUAAGAGUGGAAAGCACUCAGAGAUUGGUAGGACAGAAGUAAACAAACAAAGAUUAUUGAAAAUAAAUAAUGUGAGCGGUGAGUAAAUGUCCACCUUAUACUUGUGUUCCUCUCCCCUCACUGUGGCUGCUUUCUUCUUAAAAUCCAUGAGAUGAAAUAGUUUCACUGCUCAACGUCAUGGUGCUUCAACACAGAAUGAAAGUGAAAUGAAUCAAAAAAGUGUAUAAUUUCUUAUCAGGGAUACAAUACUAUAUAUGUAAAGGGAUGCUUUAAUAAAGAAAAUCUAUUUAAUUCCA